This is a messenger RNA of Mauremys mutica (yellowpond turtle), 1034 nucleotides long. RefSeq names its product C-factor-like. The transcript has 6 exons. Lineage: Eukaryota; Metazoa; Chordata; Testudines; Geoemydidae. Bases 82 to 930 code for a protein of 282 amino acids. The record is from RefSeq and is a predicted model, not a curated record.
UGCAGGGGAAGUGGGGCCAGAACUAGCCCAGCGCUCGCUGAGCACAGGCCCUGCCAGCUGGGGCACAGGCAGGCGAGGACCAUGGCUGGCUUUAAUGUCCGCAGCGUUCUGGUGACUGGGGCCAAUCGGGGAAUCGGCCUGGAGCUCGUCAAGCAGUUUCUGGAGAAAUCCAACCCACCCGAGUGGGUCUUUGCGACCUGCCGGGACCCGGAGGGAGAGCGAGCGCAGCAAUUGAAGAACUUGGUGUCCAGGCAUCCAAACCUGGUGAUCGUUGCGCUAGAAGCUACUGACCCAGCCAGCAUCAAGGCGGCAGCAGCCAGAGUUGAGGAGCAUCUGAAAGGCUCGGGACUGAAUCUGUUGAUAAACAACGCUGGGAUAGGGAGGAAUGGUACACUAGAGUCUCAGACGCUGGAGGGCAUGUCCCUGGUGUACACAACAAAUGUGACGGGACCCCUGCUGGUGAGCCAGGCGUUCCUGCCCUUGCUGAAGAAGGCUGCCCAGGGAAGCAACCAGAAAGGGCUGAGCUGUAGCAAGGCGGCCAUUGUCAACAUGUCCAGCGAGGCUGGCUCCAUCACGAAUCUCUUUGCCUGGCAUGUGGGCCAAGCUAUCGCCUAUCGCUGCAGCAAGGAUCUGGGAUCAUUUCCUGUAGGGCUCAUUCCCCUUCCCCACACGCUGCUGUCUCUGCUCAUGGUGUCUCGCCCACAGGCUGCUCUGAACAUGCUCACCAAGUGCCAAUCCUUGGGGUAUGAAGGAGACGGGAUCCUGAGCAUCGCUGUCCAUCCUGGCUGGGUGCAGACUGACAUGGGGGGCUUCACGGCCCCACUGACGGUGGAUGCAAGUGUCCGAGGGAUCCUGAACGUGCUCCCGACGCUCUCUGAGAAGGACAACGGGGCCUUCGUGAGCUGGGAAGGGAAAGUUCUUCCCUGGUGAGAUGCCCCCUGGCCACAGGACAGGAGCCCCGGGUCAGGCCGUUCCAGUGACCGCGCUGUAAGCCGUGCCUGUGUCCUCAAUAAACCCAGUGUUCUAAUGCCACA